Molecule: messenger RNA, 333 nt
Organism: Parnassius mnemosyne (clouded apollo)
Lineage: Eukaryota; Metazoa; Arthropoda; Insecta; Lepidoptera; Papilionidae
Source: the annotation of a GenBank genome assembly
AUGUCGGGAGUGCGCGCUAGUCGCGUACCUAAACGCCUGCGAGCUCACCGUAUGAAGAGUCGAUCAGUGCUGAGAAUGAUGGCAAUAAUGCAGGACAGGAAUAGUGAGGAGGUGCCCCGCGAGUUCCUCGAGACUGGACGGACAGGGCGGCGGAACGCUAUGCCUGAUAUCCUCCACCCACAAGGCGCAGAAGUGACAACGGCAGAUCUGCCUUCAAGGUUGCAACAGCUGGUCACUACUGAUCCAGAGAAUCCGCAGCCAAGCACUUCAAAAACUGAUCUCGAGUCUGUUAAAGACGACGACGAAUCAAGUAAAAAGGAUAGCUGCAGUUGA